CAAAAGACAAUUUUCAGUUUCACAAAUUCAAAAAAUUCAAGAAAUACACCUCCCCUCCCAAUAAAUCGAAAACCUUCAUAACCGAUCUCUCAGGAAGAUCUCUCUUUAUCAUCGGCGCAACCUGCAUGUGAAGUUUGCUUUCUGGAGCUGGAGGAUGCUAUAUGUGUUUCUGAGGUUGCUUAAGGAAUUGGUUUCUGCUUAGUGCGUGACCUUUGAGUUGAGCAACUUUUGUCAAAAUGGGAACCCCAUACCGCAAUGGGGCUUUCAAAAGAUCGAAUGAUAGUGCCAGACUUGUUAUAACCACUAUCAUGGGAAUGGUGUUUGGAUACUUUGUCGGGAUUUCUUUUCCAUCUGUUUCUCUAACAAAGAUUAAUUUACCUUCAAGCCUUAUGUCAACUCUCGAUUAUGCUUUCAAUGAUGAUCAUACGCGUAAUACUGAGCGUAGUUUCCCGGAGAAUCUUGGUUCUGGUAGUACUCCUUUGACACCAAAGAUAUAUGUCCCGACUAAUCCUCGUGGUGCAGAGUCAUUGCCACCAGGGAUUGUGGUCUCAGAAUCAGAUUUUUAUUUACGAAGGUUGUGGGGUGAACCAAGUGAGGAUCUGACAAAGAAGCCCAAGUACUUGGUUACAUUUACAGUUGGUUUGGAUCAAAAGAACAACAUUGAUGCAGCAGUCAAAAAGUUUUCAGAGGAUUUUCAAAUUUUGCUUUUCCAUUAUGAUGGUCGAACGAGUGAGUGGGAUCAAUUUGAAUGGUCCAAGCGUGCAGUUCACAUCAGUGUUAGGAAGCAGACAAAAUGGUGGUAUGCAAAGAGGUUUUUGAAUCCAGAUGUUGUAGCUGCCUAUGAUUACAUAUUUAUAUGGGAUGAGGAUCUUGGAGUUGAGCACUUCAAUGCAGAGAAAUACAUUCAACUAGUUAAGAAACAUGGUCUUGACAUCUCUCAGCCUGGUCUUGAACCCAACAAUGGACUCACAUGGCAGAUGACUAAGAGGAGGGGUGACAGAGAAGUUCACAAGGAUACAGAAGAGAAACCAGGCUGGUGCAGUGAUCCACAUUUGCCUCCUUGUGCAGCUUUUGUGGAAAUAAUGGCUCCUGUAUUCUCUCGAGAAGCUUGGCGAUGUGUUUGGCAUUUGAUUCAGAAUGAUUUGGUGCAUGGAUGGGGAUUGGAUUUUGCACUAAGAAGAUGCGUAGAGCCUGCUCAUGAAAAAAUUGGUGUGGUCGAUUCACAGUGGAUUGUGCAUCAAGUUAUUCCUUCUCUGGGAAAUCAGGGUCAGCCCGAGAAUGGCAAAGCUCCCUGGGAAGGGGUAAGAGAGAGAUGUAGAAAUGAGUGGGCUAUGUUCCAAGACCGGUUAGCUAAUGCAGAUAAAGCGUACUUUGCCCAGCAUGAAAAAACUCGAGUAUAACAUGCCUCCGGAUGUUCUGUACAUUGCUUCUUUCACCUUCUUUCUCCUUUUUUCCAUUUCUAGGGGUUUGCUUUAUUCUUUUUCUCAGUAUCUGUUCUUUUUAGUAUUACCUUUUCGUUUCAAUAUUAGAGUAGUGAAGUUCUAUGUAGCUAGUGAACGCUAAACCAUUAGAUAUUGGAAGGUUUCUUGUGCAUAGAAUGACACUUCAAUAUAUGUAGUCAAUGGAUAAUGCGCACUUAAUCUUU
Messenger RNA from Nicotiana tabacum (common tobacco), 1645 nucleotides. RefSeq lists its product as uncharacterized. The record is from RefSeq and is a predicted model, not a curated record. NCBI's taxonomy places the organism in Eukaryota, Viridiplantae, Streptophyta, Magnoliopsida, Solanales, Solanaceae.